AUGGACGUUCUCAAGACGUGUCGCUAUAAUGACUCCUCCUACAUAGGUAGUGGGGGACUUGGCGAUGUAUAUCGGGCAACAAGCGCCAGUUCUGGUGUGAAGGUCGCGGUACGGAGGGUGGAUAUAUCCAAGCUAUCCAAAGAAGCCUGGGCAGAGCUUUCCACCAUUUGUAAGCCCUACACCAAUCUUAUUCAUCCGAACCUAGUAAGAUACUAUAGCGUAACCAUAGAGCAGCCCUUCCAACAACUUCUUUUGGAAAUGGAACUAUGUAACGGUGGCUCUCUUCAGGAUGUAAUCAAAAAGAUGCGGUCCGAUGGGACGUCGUUUGAUGAGGAAACUGUUUGGAGCAUAGCCUCACAGAUUGCCGCCGGGCUUUCAUGGCUCCACAGCCCAUUCAAUGGGGUGGGGGUUGUACCUCACUGUAAUAUAAAGCCCUCUAACAUUCUUAUAGGCAGUCAAGGCGUCUUUAAGUUGACUGAUUUCGGUUUACAGCACGUGCCAUUUAGCAGAACCAUCCCCACAAGCCAAUCAGGAUCGGCGCUGUAUCGUGCACCGGAACUGCGGGACGGAGCCAGCGCACCGUCGAUACGAUCAGAUAUAUGGUCGUUUGGUUUGCUUCUUUGGACAAUGUGUACACUCCGCCACCCUCUAUUUAAUCUGGAUGAAGUGACAGAGGAGCCUUCUAUUCGUCUCCCAACAUAUUCCCAAGUACUCAAUGAUUUAAUCGAGGGUUGCCUUCGUAUCAACCCUACUAGUAGACUUACAAUUACCGAAGUGGUUUCGCGCAUACGCGCUAACGUGCCAACUUCACACUCUAGAUCCAGCUCUACUGCACGGGCUGAUACACGGACUGCCUUUCAAUAUAAAAACACCAACAAUCUACAACCUGAAAUCACAAAUGAAAUAGUGUCUAACGCUACCUACCUAAUGAGUAGUAGGCCACGCUCCGCAACUAUGGCCAAGAAGAGCCGCGUUUUUGCUGAUGAUCCGACUGACCAAUCCAUCUCUACCCCUGUUACUGGCCCAGAGCAGAAGCUAACUUCCAUUCGGCCCAUGAGUGGUCGCGCCUCCACAUUUUCCAGAAGCAACACAGAUUUAUCUGUCUCACAGCAGGUCGAAUGCUCGGCUCUGUUAAAACAGGACCAGCUCCCAGUAGCUACACCCAACGGGCCAGCUUCUCUCAACAUCAUGAGCCGCUCUCAGGCCCCUCGAGGCAAUCAUGAUAAGUCGGGCAUGCAAGCCAUGGUAUCCUCUACUGCUGAGGCUAGUGAGACAGUGAUUCAGUCUCGGAAUAAAAACCUGGCUGAAUCCUUGCGCUUUCAAGGCGCAUUUCCUGUUGCUCGAGAGCGACCGCUUCAACCAGGUGUUGGCAGACCCGUACCUACUGUUUAUAGUACUACGCCAUCUCCCUCUUGUCCUGUGUCUGAGCCAAUUGAAGAUGGACUCCGAGGCGAAGAAGACGCUCUCUACACGAGUGGAGCUGCCAUUCCUCCUGCUGCUUCAAACGAGCCGCGUGCUGAAGUUAACGACCUGCCCCACACUUUACCUGAGCAGGACGUUCCACUGAGUCCUAUUGUAGAUAGCCUACUUAUGGCCGCACAAAAUUCGCGCUCUGCGUCUCGCGCAGAUAGUCGCAGUGUAAAACGUGUGCCCAAGCAUAUGUCGACUACGGAGUCGUCUAUAGUUCAGCAGCCAUCUCUGAAAGAAUCUUUGUCCGCACCUCAAGUUUCGGGGGCCUCCGAUGACGAACUAUCCCGGGCAAUUCUCUCAAAUGACUGCAACUACUUUUCGAUCGUUUUGCAAAAGCUCUAUGGUGACCUUUUAUCCCAGGAACUUCUUGAGUCUUGUUUCAAGCAAGCUAUAGCUUUCUCUGCUCACUUGGUGCUUCCAAUUCUAGCAGAGAAUCUCUUAGCAGCUGGAAUAAAGAUCAAGACCGGCUUUGGACUAGAAUCGCGACAGGGCGUGGAUGUAGAUUUUCCCAGCGAGCUGAUGAUUGCCGCGCAAAAAGGUGACGCGGGAUUGGUUCGUGCCAGCCUUCGUGACAUGGGGCAAAUCUACAAAAAUCGGACAGCUCUAAUGCUCGCUGCAGAACAUGGCUCUGUUGAGUGCAUCAAGCUAUUGCUGGGAGAGUUGGCGAUACAAAAUUCAAUGGGGGAGACGGCUCUUGUUCUCGCAGCUAAGAAGGGGUACGUUGAUUGCAUCUCUCUCUUGCACGCAGAAGGAAAUCUAACCUACUCGGAGUAUGAUAAGUUUUCUGACGGCGCACUCGUCUCUGGAUUGACGCCCCUUAUGGCAUCUAUUCGAAGCGGCCAGAGACACUGCAUUCAUGAAUUCCAAUAUCUUCUUAAGCGACAAGCAAGCAAUGGAGCAACAAGUCUGAUGUAUGCUGUACUGGGCGAGCUGGAUGCCUGCAUACCAUAUUUGGUGGAUGAGUGUCGGAUCACCGAUAACCUUGGCGAGUCAGCACUCAUGAAAGCAGUCGAUGGCCCAAGCAUGCAGGUUGUCGAGUUCCUAAGCAAGUACGAAGGAGGAAUCCAGGACAUAGAAGGGAGAACGGCGCUUCUACGUGCUAUUCAGAACAAGAAUGUAACAUAUGUCAAGGCCAUGCUUCGCAUUCAGAAGCAGUCGUCGGAGCGUGACAUAGGGCUGGUUGCAAACGAUGGGACCACGCUUUUCACUGCAGCAAUCAAAAGUGGUUCAGAAAACCUUAUUUAUCUACUCAAUGCCGAGGACAUGUCUGCGUCAAAAUAUCUCCGUUCAGGUGCGCGUUCUGCAAACAUACAGAAUGUUCAGCAGUCAGGGUCGGUUAUUAAACUAGAAAACCCCAGCGAAGACACAGCUCAGCAAGGAUCUGUUCAACACACGCCUCAGCAGACACACCAAACGUUGGCUGAGAGGCUACAAGCGGUCAACAAUUCACUUGCAUCAGCCCAGCCUUCCUUAUCCAAAGAACUACUCGAUAAGCAUCAGCACGACACUCUUUUUGCACUGCUCUCCGGCGAUGUUUCUGUUGAUGAACUCGACUUCAGCUGCUUCCGCUCCCUUGCAGGUAAAACAGAUAGAGAUGGCUACACCGCUCUAAUGAUAGCUGCCAUCAAUGGCAAUCAGGCCUUUGUAGAGAAAAUUGUGAGCACACCAAGCAUGCACGAGGAACUAGGGAAAGUUGAUCGUGAAGGGCGUAGCGCACUAAUACUUUCAAUACUACACCAGCGGGUGGCCUGCGCGAAGAUACUCGUGACAGUGCCAGGAGAACUCGGUUGUAGCAUGCCCGACGGAGUCACCCCCUUGAUUCUAGCGAUUCAGAAGCGAUUUUAUAGCAUUGUCCCUUCUCUCCUAGAAGUCUCAGGGCAGCGCACCAAGGAAGGAAAGAGCGCACUUAUGAUAGCGAUGGAACUAAAUGCGCCCCUGCGUUCAUUGGGGAGCCUCCCAGAAAGAGAAGCAACCCUGUGCAAUGCCUUAGGGGAAAAUGCACUCUUUUACACUAUCAGAAACAACAAGCAUCUCUAUCUAGCCCGGCUUGCCGAGGUUGCCAAUAAUCGCCCAAAUGACGCUGGGCUUUAUGCGAUCAACAUUGCUGUAGAACAAGAUUGCUGGCAAUGUUUCAAAACCAUGUAUGAAUAUGAGGCCCGCGCUGUCAUUGGAACGCGAGAGGCCAUCGGAGCGCCGUUCAAGACGUUGAUCUUAUCCAUACUGCGGAACAAUAGCAUCCGUAUACUUGAAAAUAUGAGUGCCCUUCUCCGUACUAAGCCUUUCAGGGUCCAACUUCCAUCUACACAAGUCUCCGUGCUCGACAGUCUAUCCCCCACUAUGCUGGCAGCCAGAGAAGGAAACGAGGCAGAACUUUGCGCGCUGAUCUGUAAUCAGCGUUCAGGCUCUAAAGCAAAUGCCCAUAUUGUCCAAGUGUACAACGGUAGGACCGCCCUGAUGGAGGCCGCAGCACGGGGCUACGCUUCUUGUGUAAGGCUACUUCUAGGUGAGGUGGGGUUUCGAGAUGAAAAUGGCCGCACUGCGCUGAUGCUUGCAGCACAGAAUGGGCACCUUGAAUGCGUCCAUCUGCUACUCAUAGAAGCAGGCGUUAAGACGAUAACCCGCGAAACGGCUCUAACUCUUGCAGUGGCCAACGAUAUGACAGAGUGUGCAGAUGUCCUUCUAUGUAGAGAGUAUUGGCUAUCUGGAACCUCCUCUAUGCUGCCGUUCAGUUUGGGGAUACAGCACUCAAAGGCGUGUGCAGAAGUUGUCUCGAUUAAGCGGGUUGUGAGUCUGUAUAGGACAUACUACAAGGAUUAUGAGGCGCAGAUCGGCCGAUGCCACAUAUGCCUCGAUGAACUGUGUACUGUCCGGUGUCUUCCAUGCAGUCAUGAUGUUGCAUGCCCGUCCUGCGUGCGAGAUAUUCUGGAGGCAACGCGUGCAGGAAACACUAAACGCAAUCGCUGCCCAAUCUGUAGAGCAGAGAUUGAAAACUGGACACAAGUAUUUGUUGAAAGCAGUCUUUAG
This is a messenger RNA of Giardia duodenalis, 4494 nucleotides long. Its product is annotated as Kinase, NEK. Gene Ontology annotation, biological process: protein phosphorylation. The coding region runs from base 1 to 4494 and encodes 1497 amino acids. The transcript has a single exon. Gene Ontology annotation, molecular function: protein binding; ATP binding; protein kinase activity. Lineage: Eukaryota; Fornicata; Diplomonadida; Hexamitidae. The record is from RefSeq and is a predicted model, not a curated record.